Messenger RNA from Suillus subaureus, 579 nucleotides. RefSeq lists its product as uncharacterized. Bases 1 to 579 code for a protein of 192 amino acids. Lineage: Eukaryota; Fungi; Basidiomycota; Agaricomycetes; Boletales; Suillaceae. The record is from RefSeq and is a predicted model, not a curated record. The transcript is spliced from 2 exons.
AUGACAGUCAGCCAUAAUGCUGUGAACAUGGCCAACGUAAAAACAUCCAGGGGACUUGCUGCAACAGGUGUUGGGACUGUCGAUUGCGCAAGGCAUGAUAUGAAGCUUCCUAAUGGAGUGGGUGAUCUGCAAAAGGGCGAAAAGUGCUUAGGGUUAGACAUGGACUAUCUAGUUUUUUUGGUAAUUCUUAGCUUUUUGGUCUUCAUUUUCAACCUGUCAUAUGAUAUGGCAUGCCAAUGGCAUAAGAAAUUAUGGACUUGUAUGGACUCAUUGUCACCUUGCCUGCACCUUGCCUGCAAAAACAAGAUUAUCAGAUUUUUCAUCCCAAAAUUCCAUCUCAAUGCUCAUAUUCAACCAUGUCAAACAAUGUUUUCAUUUAACUGUAGCAAGAACGUCAGAUGCACAGAUGGGAAAGCACCCAAGAGAGGAUGGGCAAACAUUAACUGUGUGGCAUCAAGUACCAAAGGGUUAGAGGGACCAGGAGCACAUCACGACAUCUUGGAUGACCAUUUUGGAGACUGGAACUGGAAAAAAAUUACAAUGCUUGGUGGGGAUCUUGCAUUGCUAAUAUUAGCUUGA